Naumovozyma dairenensis CBS 421 is the source of this 3039-nucleotide messenger RNA. RefSeq names its product exosome catalytic subunit DIS3 (gene DIS3). Gene Ontology annotation, cellular component: nuclear exosome (RNase complex); cytoplasmic exosome (RNase complex). The coding region runs from base 1 to 3039 and encodes 1012 amino acids. Gene Ontology annotation, molecular function: 3'-5'-RNA exonuclease activity; RNA binding; endonuclease activity. Gene Ontology annotation, biological process: rRNA catabolic process. The record is from RefSeq and is a predicted model, not a curated record. NCBI's taxonomy places the organism in Eukaryota, Fungi, Ascomycota, Saccharomycetes, Saccharomycetales, Saccharomycetaceae. The transcript has a single exon.
AUGUCUGCCUCUGCUAUCGCUCCAAGAAGGAAACGUCUUUCGGACGGUUUGACAGUCACUCAAAAAGUUUUCAUUAGAUCCCGUAAUGGUGGUGCUACGAAAAUCAUACGAGAACAUUAUCUAAGAACAGAUAUCCCAUGUCUUUCCAUGGCUUGUACCAAAUGCCCAGAAAUUGUUGUCCCAGAUGCUGAAAAUAACUUACCAAAAUUCAUCCUUUCCAACGAUCCGCCUGAAUUUCCACAACCCAUCGGGAAACAUUACGUUGUUUUGGAUACGAAUAUUGUGUUACAAGCCAUUGAUUUAUUAGAAAAUCCAGAUUGUUUCUUUGAUGUGAUCAUUCCACAGAUUGUCUUAGAUGAAGUGAGAAAUAAAUCAUACCCAGUUUAUACAAGAUUAAGAACUUUGUGCAGAGAUAGCGAUGAUAAGAAAAGAUUUAUAGUUUUCCAUAAUGAAUUUAAUGAAAAUACAUUUGUUGAAAGAGAAAAGGAUGAAUCCAUUAAUGAUAGAAAUGAUAGAGCAAUUAGGAAAACUUGUCAAUGGUACGCAAAUCAUUUGAAAGAAUAUGGUAUUAACGUUAUAUUAGUGACGAAUGAUCGUUUGAAUAGAGAAGCUGCUGAAACAACUACACCAAAUAAAGAUGAAGAGAAACUCAUAACUAAAAGUUUGAUGCAAUAUGUGGAUCUGUUACCAAAUUCUGAAGAAAUUAAAGAUUUGAUUCCUAAUUUGGAACCAACUAAUAAUCAAGAACUUAUUAAAAGCAAUAACAAUGUUAGUAAAGAACCAAUUUUCCCUGAAUAUUACUCUACGGCUAGAAUUAUGGGUGGGCUGAAAAAUGGUGUUCUAUAUCAAGGUAACGUUCAAAUCUCUGAAUAUAAUUUCUUGGAAGGUACCGUUUCUUUACCAAGUUUUUCAAAACCUGUAUUAAUCGUUGGUCAAAAAAAUUUAAAUAGAGCCUUUAAUGGUGAUCAAGUUAUCGUGGAACUAUUACCAGAAUCAGAAUGGAAAGCACCUUCUACAAUCGUUUUGGAUUCAGAACAUUUUAAUGUGAAUGAUAAUCCUGACGAUGAUAACAAUGAAAAUGCUGAUACUACUGAACUUGGCAUAAAUGGCACCUCCAAUAUAGUAAUAUCGGAUAAAGAUCGUAGAUUAUUAGCCAAGCAUGCCAUUGAAGCUCAAAAAGAGAAAAAAGUUCAACCAACAGCAAGAGUCGUUGCAAUUACAAGAAGAUCAUGGAGACAAUAUGUCGGUCAAAUUGCUCCAAACUCAGUAGAUCUACAAACAGGUGGAACUCAAAAUGUCUUUGUUAUAUUAAUGGAUAAAUGCUUACCAAAGAUUAGAAUCCGUACAAGACGAGCCCAUGAUUUAUUAGACAAGAGAAUUGUUAUCUCUAUUGAUUCAUGGCCAACAGAUCAAAAAUAUCCAUUGGGACAUUUUGUUAGAGACUUAGGGGGAAUUGAAACCGCUGAAGCUGAAACUGAAGCUUUAUUAUUAGAGCAUGAUGUCGAAUAUAGACCAUUUUCUAAAAAAGUCUUGGAAUGUUUGCCUGCUGAAGGCCAUGAAUGGAAAGCUCCUGCAUCUUUAACUGAUCCAGCUUCUCUUGCCAAGGAUCCAUUAUUAGCCAACAGAAAAGAUUUAAGAGAUAAAUUAAUUUGUAGUAUCGAUCCUCCAGGAUGUGUGGAUAUUGAUGACGCUCUACAUGCUAAAAAAUUACCAAAUGGCAAUUGGGAAGUUGGUGUACAUAUUGCUGACGUUACUCAUUUCGUUAAACAAGGAACCGCCUUAGAUGCAGAAGGUGCUUCUAGAGGUACUUCUGUUUACCUGGUUGACAAACGUAUCGAUAUGUUACCAAUGUUAUUAGGUACUGAUUUAUGUUCUUUAAAACCUUAUGUUGAUAGAUUUGCCUUUUCUGUCCUUUGGGAAUUAGAUUCAAACGCUGAUAUUGUUAAAGUUGAUUUCACUAAAUCCGUAAUUAAAUCAAGAGAGGCGUUUUCAUAUGAGCAAGCUCAAUUAAGAAUUGAUGAUCCAAACCAAACUGAUGAUUUAACGCAAGGUAUGAGAGCUCUUUUACAAUUAUCUAUCAAAUUGAAACAAAAAAGGUUAGAUAAUGGUGCUUUGAAUUUAGCAUCACCAGAAGUUAAAGUCCAUAUGGAUAGUGAAACUUCUGAUCCAGGUGAAGUUGAGAUUAAGAAAUUAUUAGCUACCAAUUCUUUAGUUGAAGAAUUUAUGUUGUUAGCUAAUAUUUCAGUGGCAAGAAAGAUUUACGAUGCAUUUCCACAAACUGCAAUGUUGAGAAGACAUGCCGCUCCACCAUCGACGAAUUUCGAAUUAUUGAAUGAAAUGUUACAUAGAAGGAAGAACAUGUCAAUUUCUUUGGAAUCAUCAAAAGCACUUGCUGAUUCUUUAGAUCGUUGUGAAGAUCCAAAAGAUCCAUAUUUCAAUACGUUAGUACGUAUUAUGUCAACUCGUUGUAUGAUGGCUGCCCAAUACUUCUAUUCUGGUGCAUAUUCUUACCCAGAUUUUAAGCAUUAUGGGUUAGCAGUUGAUAUUUAUACACAUUUCACCUCACCAAUUAGACGUUAUUGUGAUGUUGUAGCGCAUAGGCAAUUAGCUGGUGCUAUAGGAUAUGAACCAUUGAGUUUAUCACAUAGAGAUAAAAAUAAGAUGGAUAUGAUAUGUAGGAAUAUCAAUAAAAAGCAUAGAAACGCACAAUUUGCUGGUAGAGCCAGUAUUGAAUAUUAUGUGGGUCAAGUGAUGAGAAAUAACGAAACUGUGGAGACAGGUUAUGUUAUCAAAGUUUUCAACAAUGGUAUUGUGGUCUUAGUACCCAAGUUUGGUGUUGAAGGGUUAAUUAGAUUAGAGAAUUUAACAAGGGAUACAAAUGGUGCAAACUUCAAUGAAGUAGAAUUCAAAUUGAAUUUUGUUCAUAAAGAAACUGGAAAAGAAAGAGAAAUAUAUGUCUUUGAUAAAGUGGAAGUUCAAGUGAAGUCUGUUUUGGAUCCAGUAACGAGUAAACGUAAGGCCGAAUUGUUGCUAAAGUAA